AUCCAACUCUCCGUCAUGGGAAAAAGAAAGGCCAGCGGUCGCCCCGCCGCGCAGAAUGCGCCCGCUCCCCAGAAAACCAAAUACAACGUCGAGGAGCGAUUUGACGGCUCGGAGGAUGAGUUCCAAGCGGGCCGGGAUCAGAUCCUGCUGGAGGAGGCUCCGGAUGCGAAACGCCGGAGAAAAAUCGCUGCGCAAGAUGAGUCGCUCCAGCUAUCCGACGAGGAGAUAAUGGGCUACGAUUCUGUGGACGAGGACGAGCUGGACGAUGAGGAUGAGUUCGAUGAGGGUCAGGACAUGCAAGAGGAUGACGACGACGACUUCGAUGAUAUCUCAGGAAAGGACCGGAAACGCCGUGGCAGCUUUGACUCUGAAGACGAAGAGGGCAUUGCGGCGUGGGGCUCUUCCAAGAAGGAUCUCUACGAUGCGGACCAGAUCGAAACGGAGGCCGAUGCGCUCGAGGAAGAGGCGGAAGCCAAGCGACUGCAGCAGAAACAUCUGCAGGCGAUGGACGAGGCGGACUUCGGCUUCGACGAGUCCGAGUGGGCCGAAUCGGGCAAAGACAAGGACGACGGACAGGACGGCGCGGGGGUGGUCACCGAGGUGCUCCCGCAGGUGGAAAUCACGGAUAAGAUGAGCUCGAAGGAGAAGAUGAAGAUCUUCAGGUCGAGAUACCCUGAGUUUGAGCCACUGGCCAAGGACUUCAUCAGUCUGCAGCGCAAGCAUCGGGGUCUUUCGCAGGUUGCCAAGUCUACGAAAAUUUCCGAAGACGCCGAGUUCCUUCCCGUUCCCGUCGUCAAAUUCCAGGCUUUGUCCGCAUACCUGGGUGCGAUCAGCUUGUAUUUCAUGAUGCUGAUGUCCCCGUCCUACGACUCGACCGGCAGCUCGCCUCUGCUCUCCCCCGCCCAGAUCCGCGCACACCCGGUCAUGGCUUCGCUAGUCAAGUUCAGGAAAGUCUGGGAGGACGUGAAGGACCUCACUGCCCCCGAGACCAAGUCUCAGAAAUCGACCCCGGCUUCCGCAAAAUCGACCAAGGAGACCCCUCAGAAAGCCGCACCCGCAGAUUCCAAGAAGCAGAGCGCGAAGCGCAAGGAAGCCCAGGAAGCCAAGAAGACCGAGAAGGUCUCCAAGGCCCAGCGAGCCGCACAGGCAGCCCAGGCCGAGGCCGAUGCCCAGAGAGCCGAGAAGCUGCGCGAGACCGAAGCCAACCUUGCCGAUCUAUCCGAUCUUGUCACCAAACCAAGCAAGAAACGGGCUGCACAGGCGAACAAAUCCGGCGCCAAAGACGACGACUCCGACUUUGGCGACGAGGACGCUCUUACCACCAAGGAGGCCGAGGAGAAAGCAAGACAGAAGCGCUCUCUGCGCUUCUACACUUCCCAAAUCGCGCAGAAGGCCAACAAGCGUACCGCUGCUGGUCGCGAUGCCGGUGGCGAUGCGGAUCUGCCUUACCGUGAGCGUCUGAAGGAUCGCCAGGCCAGACUGUUGGCCGACGCCGAGAAGCGCGGUAAGGCCAAGCCGCAAGGGGCAGAACAGCUGGGCGGUGGCAGCGAUGACGAGGAUCAUCUCGCUGCUAAGGAGAUCCGGGGCGAGGGGUCCGAUGAGGACGACUACUACGACAUGCUCGCGGCGCGGUCUAAGGGGAAGAAGGACGAGAAGAAGGCUCGCGCGGAGGCCUACGCGGCGGCCGCUCGUGAAGGCGGACAGGUUGCGGUCCACGAGGAGGUUGGUCCGGACGGCAAGCGAGCCAUCACGUACCAGAUCGAGAAAAACAAGGGCUUGGCGGCCAAGCGCAACAAGGAUUCGCGGAACCCGCGUGUCAAGAAGAGGAAGAAGUAUGAGGACAAGAAGAAGAAGCUGGGCAGUAUUCGCCAGCAGUUCAAGGGUGGUGAGGGCCGCGGUGGAUAUGGUGGUGAACUGACUGGUAUCAAGAAGAACCUGGUUAAGAGUGUUAAACUCUAAGUGGUGUUGUUCGCUUGUCUUGAAAUAUCCAAAGGAUUUGUGCAGUUUUUGGCGUUUGAUGUGUG
Messenger RNA from Aspergillus candidus, 2024 nucleotides. Its product is annotated as Sas10/Utp3 family protein. The record is from RefSeq and is a predicted model, not a curated record. The coding region runs from base 16 to 1959 and encodes 647 amino acids. The transcript has 2 exons. Gene Ontology annotation, cellular component: nucleolus; small-subunit processome. Lineage: Eukaryota; Fungi; Ascomycota; Eurotiomycetes; Eurotiales; Aspergillaceae. Gene Ontology annotation, biological process: maturation of SSU-rRNA from tricistronic rRNA transcript (SSU-rRNA, 5.8S rRNA, LSU-rRNA).